Penicillium expansum is the source of this 1347-nucleotide messenger RNA. Its product is annotated as FAD-dependent oxidoreductase. Gene Ontology annotation, molecular function: FAD binding; monooxygenase activity. The coding region runs from base 1 to 1347 and encodes 448 amino acids. The transcript is spliced from 4 exons. The record is from RefSeq and is a predicted model, not a curated record. NCBI's taxonomy places the organism in Eukaryota, Fungi, Ascomycota, Eurotiomycetes, Eurotiales, Aspergillaceae.
AUGAAGAUUGCCAUAAUUGGUGCUGGAAUUGCCGGAUGUGCAGCUUACCUGGAGCUGCAAAAGCACCUCCCACAGCCCAGCAAGUCCGAUGAAUCACAUGAGGUCAUUAUCUAUGAGGCAUACAAUACAAGCCCGAGUAUCACAGCCAAUGAAAGAAAAGAAGAUCACACGCAUUCCUCUACAUUAAUUGUUGGGGGUGGACUAGGUGUUGCCCCCAAUGGCUUGAACGUUCUGAAACGCCUUGAUAAAGAGCUCCUUAAGGACGUUGUCCGCGGGGGUGCCUCUUUGGAUGACAACACCAACAAUAAUAACAACAGACCCCCCCACAUGCUCGCGACUAGUCGCCACUCGCUUUGGACUGCAUUGCGGGGACGAAUCCCAGACCACCAUAUCAUCCAUAAGAGAGUAACUCAAGUUAUUGCCCGAUCAGAUGGAAGGAAUUCGAUUCGCUUUGCCGACAACAGCCCUAUUGUGGAAGCUGAUCUGGUUAUCGGUGCAGACGGUGUCCGAGGUAUUGCGAAGCGAGCACUUUUCCCAGAUGCUAAAGAGGAUCCAUACCCCCCGCACUAUGAAGGUCUCGUCGGGGUUGGGGGCUUCAUCCCUGCCGCAGAUGUAAAAGACCUUGUCGAACCGGGGUCUAUGAAUUUUGUGUUUGGUGGAAAUGGGUUCUUCGGAUACUUCUUUUCGGAAAGCUCAGUGUCUGCUGGUAAGCGGGACUCGCCUUAUCACGUCUCCGAGCCAGGAGACUCCCUUGCUUGGUGGUCAACCUACGAGAUCGAAGAAUGUCCUGAUCGCAAAACACUCGACAUGGUCGACGUGACUCGGCAGCUGCGUGAAAGACAUGCUUAUUGGAAGGAGCCUGUUGUUAAAAAAGUGAUCCAAUCACUUCAGGUUGAAAACAUGUAUCCAACGUGGACUUUACCUGCACUUCCAACAUGGGAGCGAGAUGGUGUCGUUCUCGUUGGAGAUGCAGCACAUGCGCUCCCUUCAAGCUCCGGUCAAGGUUCGUCUCAAGCAUUGGAGGAUGUUGAAGCUCUUGCUUUGUUUUUGGCUCAUUACCUUCAUGCACUCCCGGACGAGGUAACGCCAAAGGCCCAGAAGAAUGCGAUCAAAGCAGCCGCCUCGCAGUAUGUGAGUUUGCGCCAGCCGCACGUUAACGCAAUUUUGGAAUCUGCCCAAAAGACCCAGAAUAGCAAGCGUGAAAUGGGGAUACUUAAAGAGUAUUCUAUGUAUGCCAUGAUGAAAAUAAUGGGACUAUUCCCUGGUUUUUUGGCCAACCAAAUUCGCGCGGCGGCGGAAUAUAACAUUGCAGAUGAUGUUGCGCGAAUAAUAGCCAGUGAUGACUGA